Molecule: messenger RNA, 1167 nt
Organism: Cucurbitaria berberidis CBS 394.84
Lineage: Eukaryota; Fungi; Ascomycota; Dothideomycetes; Pleosporales; Cucurbitariaceae
Product: YebC-like protein
Exons: 3
Coding region: 31-954 (307 amino acids)
Cellular component (GO): mitochondrion
Source: RefSeq, a predicted model, not a curated record
CUUACUAGACCAACCAUUAAUAUAUCACCAAUGGCGACAAUGUUCCGUAGCUUGGCCCGCGCAUCGUUUGCUUUUGAUAGUCAGACCCAUUGCGCCUGUCGUCAUGCUACACGUCCACGGAAAUUGCGCAUACAAGAGCAGCUGCGAUGUUUGAGCAGUACCCCAAAUCUACAAUCAGGUCAUUCGAAAUGGUCGAGUAUCAAGCACGACAAAGCGAAGAAUGACGCAGGCAAGAGCAAGCAACGGUCUCUCAUGACCCGGGACAUCACCAAUGCCGUUAAGCUAGCAGGACCAAACCCUGAUCUAAAUCCCCGCCUAGCCCUCGCCAUCGCAACAGCGAAGAAAUCCGCCGUCCCCAAAACCUCCAUCGAAGCUGCCGUAGCGCGGGGUCAAGGCCUCUCUGCCUCCGGUGCGGCAUUGGAAUCGCUCGUCCUCGAAGCAAUACUACCGCCCUCAGUCGCGACGAUAAUAGAAUGUCAGACAGACAAUAAGUUGCGUGCAUUGGCAGAAUUACGGUUGUUAGUGAAGGAAGCAGGCGGCAACGUGUCUCCAGUAGGCUACAUGUUUGAGAAGAAGGGAAGAAUUAUAUUUCGCCUUAAGGAGAACAUGGGUGUAGAUGAAGUUCUGGAACCCGCUCUGGAAGCUGGCGUACUUGAUGUGAUCGAAGAUGAAGAGGGAAGAGUCGUGCUCUUCACGGAGCCGGCGCAAACAAGCACUACAGCUGAAGCGCUGGCGAAAGAGCUGGGCAUGGAGAUUGAGGAGAGUGAAAUUGUAUACGACCCGAACGAGGAUACCAAAGUUUCACUGGAGGAUGAGUCGGCCGCGAAAGAAUUGAAUGGCUUUUUGGACAAGUUGCAGGAAGUGCAGGGAGUCACGGGAGUGUAUACAAACUGGUCGAAGGGGAGUAUAGGAGAUGAGCUCUGGGAGGAGUUACGAAGUAAAGUCGUUGCAUGAUAAGCCGAUAUAUGGUAUUCCCCUCAAGACUUAUACAUAACUAUAUGGUACAGCACUGUACAUAUUGUAAAUAUCAUGCUUUGUAUACCCAAAACGCCGCCCAUGCAGUAUUCAAGCUAGUUUCCUUGCUUUCCCUUCAGCUGUCUUGAUUCUUUCCUGUGGCGCCACCCGUCCUAACCCGUCUUCCAUCUUCCUCGGUCUCAUGCCUCGCGU